ACUGAAGACUUAUUUCGUUCAGUUAAACUCGAAGUCUCUAACUAAGAACGCUCGAAUCUAAGCAAUUGUGAAGUUAGCGAAACACGUGAAGUUACUCGUGCGAUUUCAGCAGCGUAAACUUGGCGCAAGUGUUGUAUCCUUUCUGCAGAACCUCUGGGGGUAAGAGGGUGACAGUCAAGCCGUCACACAGGGACCCGCGAACCUGCCUACUGCCCUGCGCUCAGUUCGCGCUCGUCCGUCGCUCGUAUUGAUCGUCUGGACAAAGGAACUGACCACCGGUCUCCGAGAUCUCGCAAGAAACUACUCGACACCAGUCCGCCGACCAGCACGCUACGGCCUGGCCGAUUUAUCGGAAGUGAAGUUCGUGUUGUUGUGUGAACCCGCGAAAAAUACGCGCCUGCGUCUCUACGGCGCCCCGCAAGCUCGAUUGGAAUACUCGAAACGCAAGUUUGUGUUUGUUUCCAUCAACUUUUACUCUGACCAGUUGAGAUUUUUUUUCUUUCUGCGCACAUCGUUCCUGUUUGCUAUUGGUCGACUGUCACAUUGCCGUUACAAUCGACACGUGGUGAGAUACCAACGACAACCAGACAAGUUUGUAUAUUUAUGUUCAGUGCGUUUCCCGAUAAGGACAAUUAUUAACGAUGCCUCCUACCAAAGGAACCAGCAAACGUGCCACACGGGCCAAAAUGCCGUGGGAAAAGAUGAAGGCCAUAACGCGCGUUAGAGCCGGCGAGAGUAAAGCUGCAGUUGCCAGAUCCAUCGACGUGCCGGAAUCGACCCUUCGAGGAUGGUGCAAAAAUGCCGAAAAAAUCGAAUCGACUACCAGACAAACUUCUACCAGUCCCCCCACAUCAGGUGAUUCGACCGGACCUAGCGAAGGAGGUAAGAAGGCGACUUUGGAUGGUAACGCUUCGCCUCAAAAUGUGAGUGGCCUUCCUCCACCGCCGCCAGAAGAACACUUCAACUAUGAAGGCAUCAUAGAUCUGUCCCUGCCUUCUCCGCAAGCUUCAUCUUCUGCAAGAGUUGAAAGUAGGAUGUUGCAACAAGCUCAAGAUUUUACUGCCAUGUGUCAAGCCGCCCAUUUGAAUCAGGUGGUUCAGGCUCUCAGACAGGCCCAAGAUUUGAGCUUGAAUUUGGCCACUACUGCAAGCGGUGCCGCGACUUUGCCCAAUUCUCGUAUGCAUCCCAAUGAAUCAGUGAGACAGUGGUUGAAUAUGCCUUCGCAGAUAUCGCCCAUCAGUUCUGGUGCUACCCUUUCGACCCCGCAGCAUAACGGCCAACAUACAACAUCCCCGAUCGCUGGAAAUACUCCGGACCAGCCACAUAUGUACUUGGAAUGGUGCAGGGCCCUGAUGAUGUCCCGACUUGGAGGCAUGCCGAUGCCGCCAACCUAUGUCCCUGCUGGUAUGCCCAGUCUUUAUCACCAAGUAUUACCGAACAACAGUGCCACCGAGUCUUAUCCCGCAACCCCUCGUCAGCCGAUUGGCGCCCAAAUGUCUCCAAAUCAACCCCGCGAAGAGAUCGAGGUGCCAGAGAUGAACUGCGGUUCUUCGAUGUCUCCUGAAGCUAUGCAAGAGUAUCAAUCGUUGGCUGUCGAUCUGAGAUCUCCCCAGGCUAGAAGUCGCAGAUUGCAAAGUGCCAUACGCGAAGCUAGUGAUCAAUUAGCGAAUACGACCGAUCAGGCUCCGAUUGCCGAUCAAUCGUCAAGUAUGCCGUUGCAGAGUGAAAACUCGACGAACGAAACUGCCGACAUAAAACCGCCAGUGCGAAAGAGAAAAUGUGCCUCUUUGGAAAACAUCGUUUCCGAAUUGAGAGAAAGUGCCGAAGAGGGAGCUGUUGUGAAGUGUGAACAAGACCAAGGAGCUCCAGAUCUCCAAGAAUGCAUUGCUAUUGGCGAAAAUUUCCUGAGUGCGUUGCAGAAAAAUUUACAUCAUCCCAGUAUAACUGCUUUCCACGUAAAACAAGUGAAAUCCUUCAUUAACAACUAUACAGCAGCUCUCGGAAUAUCCCCCCAGAAAAAAAGGAAGCUAGAGUGAGUAAACACCUAUGUGAGUGAAUGUAACAUUUUUUGUAAAUAUGUAUAUACCUAUGUACAAAAUGAAGGCUGUUUGAAACCAAAUUUCAAUGUUAAUUCAUAAAUGAAUAGUUUAUGUAGAGAUUUUAAAAUGAUGUAUGUUUCAAAUUACAAUAAAUUGAAUAUUUUGUAUUUAUAGCUUAGUUAUACAUGUAAAAAUUUUUGUAAAUAUUGUGUGUUACCAUAUUAUUUCAAUUAUUGACUUGAAACAUCUAAAAGUCAUUUUAUUUAUAAUAAACCUUGCAUUUGUGAUAUUGUAGAUAUUAGUAUGACGUUUUAAUUUGCUCAUAUCUCUAGUCAUUUGUCAUUUUAAUUCAAUAUAAGCUUGUCAUUUGGUGCCAAAUACCUUAUACUUAUAUAAUUUUCAGCUCAAUUAGUUUUGUAAUAAGAUCUCAUCUAUGACAGCUUCCUACUUUUUUAUUUACUGAAUUAUGAUUGAAUAUGAUGUAAAUUGAAGAUUUUAUACAGGGUUAUAUAGAUCAUGUAAAUUAUUUUUAUACAAGAAAAAUAAA
Harmonia axyridis is the source of this 2586-nucleotide messenger RNA. RefSeq lists its product as uncharacterized. The coding region runs from base 642 to 2036 and encodes 464 amino acids. NCBI's taxonomy places the organism in Eukaryota, Metazoa, Arthropoda, Insecta, Coleoptera, Coccinellidae. The record is from RefSeq and is a predicted model, not a curated record. Gene Ontology annotation, molecular function: DNA binding. The transcript has a single exon.